ACGAUCAUUUACCCACUUGCUUACCAAAUCAUCAUUUCAUUGUUGUCUUUGUGUUUUAACUGAUAUAUUUCAUUGUUUUUAUUUUCAACUAUAAUUAAGAAAUUUUAACUUAUCGAGAUUAACCAAUAAUUUAGUUAUUGUGAGAAAACAUCAAAUUAUGCCACAACAAUUGUCGGUACUUUUUACUUAUGACUUGGACGCCAUCAUCUAAAACUUUACAUACACCAAUAAAUUCAAAAAGAGGUUAAAUUGAAUUCAGCUGAUUGGACUCCCAGGGUUAGCGAGUUACUAAUAAAAUCAUAUCGCUUAAUAUUUUGUCCAACAAUUCUGCCUGUGUUCUUUAAAGCAUGGUAAUUACUUCCAAACAAAGGAUUGGGAACAUCGAUUCAAGUGAUCCGUAUUCAAACCUAAGCUGGUUAAAGAAUCUUCACCCAACAAGUUUCAGCUUCUCAUUGAAAAUAGGAUCAAAUAGUGAACUAUUUAAGCUAAAAUUAUGGGAAAUAAUGGGAUUGAUAGUGAAUUACCAUCAGCUCCAAGUCCCGGGUUGAUUUUGUUUAAUAGUGAGGAUCAAAGUGAUUUAGUUUUCAUCGUUACUCUGGAUCCUGUUGGUGGGUUCAGUAGUUUUCAAGAUAAAUGGCGAUUUCCUGCUCAUUCAUUUAUCAUUCGAGAGUCAAGUCCAUUUUUUCAAUCACUGGUUAAACAAUUGGACAGCAAUAAAAAUUGGAAGUUGCCAGAAGUAAAGCCGAUUGUUAACAUACAAUGUCAACCGGAGAUAUUUCAUUCAGUGAUGAGCUAUAUUUACAAGAAAGAAGUUAAAUUAGACUGCAUAUCAAAGUGUUUGGCUCUUUUUGAAAGCUCGAUCAAAUUUGGAUUGACUGACCUGUCAGUUUUAUCUUUAACAUUCCUGCAAUCAAAUUUAAUGGUUUCCAAUGUAAUUGAAAUACUGACUACUUUACAUCCUUACGAGAGAGGCACAAAUUAUGACACAGGACCAAAGGAAUCAAUCAACACCGAAGAAGACAAGCACUCAAUAGUAAACGAGGAUUUGAUAAAAUUGGAAAGCCAUUUGAAUAGCUGCAUUUAUCAAUGUUAUUCAUUGAUUGAUGAAAAUGCAGAAUUGAUAUUAACAUCUGAAGGAAUUCUUUCUAUCAAUGAGAGCCUCCUUCGUUCAAUUUUACAUCGAGAUUCAUUGAAUAUAACCAAUGAAAUGGCUGUUUUUGAGUGUCUCGAUCGUUGGUCCACAAUUCAGUGUGUUAGGAGAAGGAAGGAAGUGACCAUUGAGAAUAAGAUUAAUCUUCUUGGAACCAAUAUUUAUCUUGCUCGUUACCUUACACUUUCACUGGAAGCCUUUCAACAUGGACCUUAUUUAAGUGAUUUAUUGUCUGAUCAAGACAAGCAAGCUCUCAAAGCAACAUUGGAUAAUCCAUUAGUUCCUCUUCCAAACCAUUUGCAACUCUAUCCACUGGCUAAACAAAGGUUUCACGUUUCCAAACAAAUUAACGGCCAACCUAAUCAUAAUCUGUCAACCAUGGAAACUGAAGUCAAACAAAUUACUGAUGGAGUUGAUAAUGCGAACCUUCGCGUUGUAGUCGCUCGCAAAUCUCAUUCACCUUUUAAAAAACUUUUCAGUGGAUUAGGCGAAGCAAUAAUUUGUGUCAUCCAAUUGCUAGACUAACAAGGAAUACAUUAAUUUGACGACGAUUGAUUAAAACAUGAUUUUCACUUUUUACACAGACGGAAACUUAUCAAAUUUGCACCAAAAUUGCUGGACAAAUCCUGACCAUUUGACUCAUAUUAUGAUUAAUAGCAAGUCUCAACAAAGCAAAGAUUCAAGAGUACGACUAAGGCCAAGAAUAUCAUUUUAUCCAUGUUUCUAUUUACAGUUUUUUACUUUCCUACAUUUUCCGACUUCAGUUAACCCUUACUCUUGGCAAAAAACAAACAUUUUAUGUCUUUUAAAUGCAUUGUAAUGUCACUCCACUCAAUGCAUGAUAUUUAGUCAAAGCCACGGAAAAAGCCAUUUUAUCACGAGUCUAUCUUAAUCUUGGCUUUCCUAGACGUUUUUCCUGCUCAUCAACGGAUGUCACCCUUUAACUUUGAAAAUAUCUUCGUCAUUAUCAUGCUUAAAGUUCCUCUCAUGAUGGUAAACUAAUCAGAAAUCAAUUGUUGGCAAAGACUUUUUUAUGCAUAACAUUUACUUUUUUGUUAUCUAUGACUCGAUCCAUAUUUGAUACUUUGAUUGACUUUCCUUCCUAACUCUUGAUCACCAAAAUCAUCAAAAAAAGUCAGACUUGUUGAUCAACUCUUUGAUAACCUCAAGAAUAUUCAGAAAAAUUGUAGAGUCGAGUAUUUUAAUGAAUUUUUCAAAAUCAUAAACCAGACAAUUUAAUGCCAAAUAGUUGAUUUUGGCAGACAGCCUUUGAAUGUCAAUUUUGUACUCAACAAUCUAGUUGAUUUGAUGAUAUUAAUAAUACAAUGUUACUUGGCACAACUAAUUAACGCUCAGUGAUCUAUCAUUUACCUUAAAUUAGAGACAAAUUUCUGACGUUAAUUUGAUUUCAAUUAGAUUGCCAUAUUAACAUUCAGGUUCAUUAACAGAGUAAUUUUAUUAUUAAUAAAUGCAAAUAUUUUUGCCAAA
Messenger RNA from Tetranychus urticae (two-spotted spider mite), 2638 nucleotides. Its product is annotated as BTB/POZ domain-containing protein 6-like. Gene Ontology annotation, biological process: neurogenesis. Gene Ontology annotation, molecular function: protein binding. The record is from RefSeq and is a predicted model, not a curated record. Gene Ontology annotation, cellular component: cytosol. NCBI's taxonomy places the organism in Eukaryota, Metazoa, Arthropoda, Arachnida, Trombidiformes, Tetranychidae.